Molecule: messenger RNA, 585 nt
Organism: Ixodes scapularis (black-legged tick)
Lineage: Eukaryota; Metazoa; Arthropoda; Arachnida; Ixodida; Ixodidae
Exons: 2
Coding region: 1-585 (194 amino acids)
Source: RefSeq, a predicted model, not a curated record
AUGGAUGUCCAAGAAGAACCUCGGUAUACAAAAUCUACUCUAUUAAGAACUUCUGGAGAGCGACCUUGUCCUAACCGCCGCUUGCUGCGCGUUAACACCGACCAUUUUGCUGACAUUCUUUUGUCAAUUGCGUCAUGCAUCCAAAAACUUGACACUGAAGUGCGUCCAGCCAUCCCAGCCAAAGACAAACUUCAACUGACGCUGCGGUUUCUUGCCUCGGGGGAAAGUCAACAUUCUUUAAGCAGGCAGUUCUGCAUUAGCUACAGCGCCGUCAACGUGUUCCUUGUUGAAACUUGCGACACCAUUUACAAGAUGCUGGGACCAAAAUAUCUGGUGUCCCCGCGGACAAAAGACGAGUGGCUGGCAGUAAUGAAGAACUUUUACGAAAGAUGGCAAUUUCCGCAAUGUAUUGGAGCGCUGGACGGAAAACAUGUCACAAUUAUCAAACCUCUAAACUCUGGAUCUGUGUAUUUUAAUUACAAGAAGACCUUCAGUAUCGUGCUUUUUGCUCUUGUAGACGCAGACAGCAGGUUUUUGUACAUUGAUGUCGGCGCACCUGGGUCUGAUAGAGAUGAAGGCAUUUGA